Messenger RNA from Manduca sexta (tobacco hornworm), 679 nucleotides. RefSeq lists its product as uncharacterized. NCBI's taxonomy places the organism in Eukaryota, Metazoa, Arthropoda, Insecta, Lepidoptera, Sphingidae. The record is from RefSeq and is a predicted model, not a curated record. The transcript has a single exon. Bases 206 to 679 code for a protein of 157 amino acids.
AACAGAGGCAAAUACUAAACAAGUUCCAGAUGAUACAACAACGGAACCGUUUAAACCUAUAUUAAUAGAGCCUACCCAGCCUUAUUCAACUGAAACUCCUCUUGUUCUAUCUACAUCACAAGUUGAAGAUUUUCAUGUCGGCAGUUCUGGUAUCAUACCAAUACAAGACAGAACAACAACUCCUCCGUUACCAAAAGUGACAACAAUGUUGCCUUUCUUCGAAACAACAGUUAUUCCUGAAGUAAAUUCAUUCACAAGUCCAUCGGACAUAUUAAAAUUCAACCACGAAGAUGCUAAAAUACCUCAAGAAUACAUCAAGUUACGAAACAGAGAUGCAAUUGCAAAUAGAAGAAAUUUCAGAGAAGACAAUGACGAAGAUAAUGCAAACACGCAUAUUGUAACUUCCAAGAAUGAAGUUACCAAAACAACCACGAUGGAAGCAACAAUUGAAACAACUGAAGAAUUUGAAGAUACAACAACAGUUCAGACAUACGUUCCCCAAAUAAACGGUCAUUAUAGAACCAUCAGUCAAAAUUUAAGAGCUUUAAAUAUCACUCCAGAGAGUAGUAGAAAAAGGAGACUUGAAUUAGUCAUAAGUGGUUUUCGUAAACCAACAUAUGUUCCAAUGUACGUGGAAAUUAAAAGGAAUAACACAGUAAAAUCCGGAGAUGACGAAUAA